Messenger RNA from Anopheles nili, 4663 nucleotides. RefSeq lists its product as uncharacterized. The record is from RefSeq and is a predicted model, not a curated record. Lineage: Eukaryota; Metazoa; Arthropoda; Insecta; Diptera; Culicidae. The transcript has 5 exons. Gene Ontology annotation, molecular function: RNA binding. Gene Ontology annotation, cellular component: ribonucleoprotein complex. The coding region runs from base 201 to 2480 and encodes 759 amino acids.
GUUGGGCUAGGUGGUGUCCCUCACGUAUCGUGUGCAUACAUUUUUCGACGUUCGCCAAUUGAUUGCAAUCCCGCGCCUAAAGUGAAAAUCAGCCUGCUGCUUUGUGAAAUUGUGGAAUCGCAGUGCCUCCACCCAAGCCGCUACUACCCAGCAACGCGCGUUUUAUUUAUUCACGAGACACAUUUGUACAGUGAAAAAUCAUGGCUGAUAAUCCAUCUAGGAUGAAGGCUGACAACAAAAAGAAAUUGAAUGUUGGCAAUCUGCCAGUCGACAUCACCGAGGACGAACUGCGUGACCUUUUUGCGGACCAUCCGGUUGAAAGUGUGGAAAUUUUCCACUACAAACAGUACACCUUAGCCCUGUUGCUCUUCAAAGAUAAGGAGACGGCAACGAAGGCUCUCAAGGAGAAAGAAAACUCUGUCUUCCGCGGACGUCGGCUGCGUAUGCACCUUGAGUUCAUCGUCAUUUGUCACAUGAAGAAGGAUGUCUUCGUGCAUGUUGUUGACAAUGAGAAUGUAACGGAGGAAGAUGUGUAUGAGAAGUUUAAGGAUCUGGCUAAGGUCCAGUCGGUGGUUUUGUUCCAUCCGCUUGCCUACGUGACUUGCACCAGUCCGGAGGACAAGGAGGAAGCAAUGAAAAAGAUCACUGAAGCUGGCAUUAACGUGUACGAUUGUAACGGGCACGAUCAGAACCAGCACAUUGACGUGCUGCGGGCUGCAAAAUUGUUCUUCCGCAAUUUGAACCGCGUCCAGAUGUACAACAUUCCGGAGAGCUGGAUCAGCUCCCAGGACGAGCUGAAGAAGGCCGUCGAGAGCUCCGGCACCGUUACUGAGGUGCGCGUCACAACCGGGAAUUUUGGUCCGGCCGCCCAAGUUUUCUACGAGACGGCCGAAGAGGCUAAAGCCGCUGCUGACAAGUUGAACCAGCAGCUUUUCGAGGGUAAGCGCGUUCAUGCGCAUCACGUUAUUGCCACAAUGAUACCGAAUUACAAGACGAGCGUGUACGUUGAAAAUUUGGACAAAACUAUCACAGAGGAGAUGCUGUACUUGCACUUUGAGCAGUACGGCGAAAUCGACUUCGUCAAUCGUCGUAAGUUUGGCGAUGAGCACGGUAUGGUCUGCUUCAAGGAGGCUGGCUCAGCCGAACGCGCGCUCGAGUGUACCACCAUACCGGUACCGGAGAAAGAGGAAGAGAGCGCUGCGUCCGAGAAGACUAUAUCCGUCAAGCGAUAUGAUGGACCACUUGUGUUGGACAUCAAGCUGCCCGCGUUGAAGAAGGGAGCCUCCAGCGAGGAAGGCGAAGAACAGAAACAGCGCCCACCGCCACAACCGCUAGCAAAGCUUUGGCCCAUCUACGUGGCGAAUCUGCCGUACAAGGCAGAUAAGCGUGAAAUUAAGCAGUAUUUCUCCAGUUACGGUGGACACAUUAAGUUCAUCUUCUCUCCAAACAUUCCCUCGUACAAGCAAAGCCAAACGUCUAUGGUGAUGGCAGCGCUGAUCUAUUUCGCGCGUCGUGAGCAAGCGAACGAAGCGAUCAAGGCGUUCAAUGGCAAGCACUUCCAGAGCAAAUGUCUGCACGUAUUCCCAGGACGCAAGGAUACGUACUUUGAUACGGAAAAGUCGAUUAAGGUCGUACGACUGAACUUGGCCGUUACCGAGGAGAAGUUGUUUGAAAAGUUCCGCAAAUUCGGCUUCAUCGAGUGCGUUGUGAAGAAGGAUCGAACCACGGCGUACAUCGAGUUCCGUGACAAGGAAAUCGCAGAGAAAGUGCUCAAGCUAGACGAAAAGCAGCGCCCUGUGCGAUGCAACGUGGAACCGGUGACGGGCAAAAUCAAUAAGAAAAUCUUCAAGGAGAACGAUGAAAAGAUUUCACUUUCAAUGCAAGAAAUCAUUGACAAGAACCCAGCCGUACUUGAGAACGUUUCAUCCGAUCGUUCCAGUGGCCCUCCACCGUUAAAGCGCAGCCGUUUUAGUGGACCAGCCAACUUUGGCAUGCAGGGACCUCGCAAUCAGUUCAAUCCAAACAAUGGUGGCGAUUUUAGCAACCCGCAGGUCAUACAAGAUUUACUUCGGUUGGCUUUCAUAUCCGGCAAAAAUCUCGGUGAGGGUCUUGCUAUCACUGGAAACAGCAACCCAUUCAACAGCGGUGAUCCACCACUACCCAACUUGAACCUGACCAAUGGCUUCGGUGGUGGUGGCCAGCGGAACAACUUCAACAACUCGAAUAAUGGCAAUUUUGGUGGCAGCUCCAACAAUGCUGGAGGCAACAUGGGCGGAGGCAAUCGCAACAAUAUGGGUGGUGGUGUAAACCGAAACUUUGGCCAAAAUGCUGGUGGUGGCGGCGGAGCGAUGGGUAGUGGCGGCUAUCGUCUCAACAUGGGUGGUAAUUUCGGUGGCAAGCGAUUCAACGGCUCCCAACAGACAAACCGGAUGGGUCAAAACAAUCGCCAGGGAGGCGGCAACCAAAACCGACGUUUCUAAGCACCACAAAUUGGUAGUGUAAGAAACUAAAACACCAUGGCUCUUACGAGAUACACUAACACUCUCAGACGGACACCCCCUCCCCCCAUACACACACUCAUCUUAUGAAUCUACAUUCUUUUGACUUCUUGAACGUUCAUACUUUUGUUAGUUUUCUCUUGGUCACUACUGGACGAUGCAAUGCCACGACGUACUUCCUCGUGGCCAGGAUCUCCUUAUAUGUGGCGUAUUUUUAGCGGUUAACGCAAUUCAGACGAAAAUGAUCACGUAUGGCGAUAAGAAAUGUUUGAAUAGUCUACAAAUACUACAUUUAGGCCGUUUAAGGAGAUCAUCUUAUCACACAGUGUAUAUUACAGACAUUACCCCCAAAUGUGGAGGUAUUAUGAACACAAAACAACGUGCAAAAACGUAACUCUUUUACAACGCAAAAAAAUACUUCGUCGUGUAUUUUUUUUAUUUCAAUAUUUUAUGCAACAUUUAUUCUUAUAGUGGAAGAUUGAAUAUUUGGAAAGGAUGUUCCAUUGUGCGAAAUCAACUUCAUUGCAAUCAAUAUUACGUUACUGCAAAGUUCUUGAUUGAAUGAUUGACUUAUCGACGUAUUUUUAGCAUGAAAUAAAUGUUGGUAACUUUGUAUUUUUUGCAUCUUUCAACUAAUUGUUGGUCGUCACAUAUCGAAUGGUUCAUUCAAAAAUACAUACUCGAUUGCGUGAAUUUUACGAUAGACCGAAUGAUGCAGUUAACUUUUUGGAUCUGUCUAAAAACGACACAAGUAGGGCCAGCAUGCGUAAAGAGUGCUGAAUAGGACUGAGGAUUAUCCAUUAUGCGUGUAUGUUAGAACACAUUAUCUUUUAGCUUUUGUUUAUUGAAAUCAAUUUAUAGAGGAGAUCCUGAUACCAGAUCAUUUUCAGGAGGCAACGUAUAUGAUUCAAUAAAUUUGUGCUGCCGAUGAAUGGCUACACAUAAAUAGAUCUUUGCGCGACAUGCAACAUAUGAAGUUAAGAAAUCUUUUUAAAAAGAGAAACAAUAUCUAUGGCUAACGUACUGUACUGUAUGAAUAACAUUGAAACCACAUGAUAAUCCCAAUAUGAUAUAUGGUUCAUCGAUUUAUAAGAAGUUAACUGAAAAUAGACCGGGCCAUGUGUGUUUAUGUCAGUAUUGGCAUCAGUUCCAUUGGUUACAUAUGUUGAUGAAAUAGUCUUGAGUAACGCAGUUAACACUCACAAAAGCACAAUUGCAAGCAGAAUAGGCAUACAUAUUUUCAGGCACUCGCUUGCGAGUCUGGCAUGUAGCAAACGAUAAUCCACGAUACGUUGUGUACUUUCCUGAAACUUUGAUCGUGCGCAUUAGCUGAUGUGUAAGAUUCUAACAAGCAAAUGUGCACAAUUUAUUCGCUAACUACGCGGCUCUGUGAAAUCAAUUGGAAUCAAUAAUUGGAUAAAGUUUACUGGUUAGCUUACCUAAAUGGAUAUGCUAUAGUUGGACACAUUAGCGUAUUUUUAUAUCAAUACAACCAUGAAGUGCACAGUAAUAGUAUACUGAAUGCUCGUACCAGUGAAGAUGAGAUGAGCAGAUGAAUUACUAGUUUACUUAGUCGAGCACAAACAGUUUCUGCCGUUGUGGGGGCUCAUCCCCAAGCUGCUAGACAAAGUAAAAGAACAAAAGUUCAUGGGUGGUAGCUUUUGAGCUGCUACCGACAUGUAGGCAGCUUUACAUGAAUGAGAACGGGAACUCCUAACUAAACAACGGAUCAAAAAUAUUGCAUUUUUCUGUACGAGAUGUGUUUUCUAUACUUUGAUCGUGUGUGACCAUGCCGGCCACUACUUGCUGCAUUGGACACUAGAAUGGAUGCCAUCGUAACAUUGAAAUGGUUUGUUAGGUAACAUAGUAAAAUUUUAAACCAACAGCAAAACCAACAAUUUACAAUUCAUCCCUUUCUCUACUCUUACAACUAACAACUUAUUAUGUAACUAUAAAGUAAUAAUUAGUGUGAGCAAAUUUCAUAAAAUGCAACUCAAAACGAUAACGUAUUAAAAGUGGCCAAGUGGUGGUCUAAUUGAAGGUAAUGUCGCUAUAAUUAAUGGGAAAAAGUAUUUCUCGAAAUGCAACCAUAAAAAUUGAAAACAGAAAAAAUAAAGUAAAAAAUUGUAAAACAUACACGGAAAAGCAAUUUGCUGUUUUUACAC